AUGGGUCACUCGGGUGGUCUCCGUGCCGGCACUCGAUAUGCGUUCUCGCGCGACUUCAAGAAGAAGGGUAUGAUCAAGCUCUCGACAUACUUGAGACAGUACAAAGUUGGGGACAUCGUUGAUGUCAAAGCCAACGGAGCCGUCCAAAAAGGCAUGCCUCACAAAGUUUACCACGGCAAAACCGGCGUCAUCUACAAUGUCACCAAAUCCGCAGUGGGCGUCAUAAUCUACAAGCGAGUCGGCAACCGGUACAUCGAGAAGCGAGUCAAUGUCCGCAUCGAGCACGUCUCGCUCUCCCGCUCACGAGAAGAAUUCAUCAACCGAGUUAAAGACAACGCAGGGAAGAAGCAGAAGGCUAAAGCCGAGGGUGUGCACAUGUUCUUGAAGAGGCAGCCUCUAGGACCGAGGGAAGAAAGAACAAUCGAUGCGAAGGGAGGUGUUGAGACCGUCGUGCCGAUUGCUUACGAAACGACAAUUUAG
Messenger RNA from Letharia columbiana, 480 nucleotides. RefSeq lists its product as uncharacterized. Gene Ontology annotation, biological process: translation. Bases 1 to 480 code for a protein of 159 amino acids. Gene Ontology annotation, cellular component: cytosolic large ribosomal subunit; ribosome. NCBI's taxonomy places the organism in Eukaryota, Fungi, Ascomycota, Lecanoromycetes, Lecanorales, Parmeliaceae. The record is from RefSeq and is a predicted model, not a curated record. Gene Ontology annotation, molecular function: structural constituent of ribosome. The transcript has 4 exons.